AUGGCGAAAAUCGAUGCCAAGGCCUCGAAGAAGCGCAAGGCUGUCACUCGCGAUGUGGAGGAGGAAGCGGGUGUCUUCUCUGGUGAUGAGCUGAGCCCGGAGAACCUGGAUGGAGCUCUUUCGGACAGCGCCAAUGACCUGUCGGAGAGCGAGGACGACGACAGCGAAUCUGAAAUCGAGCUCAUUGACGAUUUCAGCUCGGAAGAUGAGGAAGACGAGGAACCUGAGCUUGACAGUGAUGAGAUUCCCUCUGAUACCGAGGAAAAAAUGCCCAAAAAGGCCACCAUUGCCGACCACGAGUCAAACGUUCGAAUUGUCAAGGACGCCAAUGGAAACGAACGCUACCUCUACGACGAAAUUAACCCCGAUGACAACUCCGACUACUCGGAUGUCGAAGAGAAUGCCAACACAAUUGGUGACAUCCCGCUGUCAUUCUACGACCAGUACCCUCACAUCGGCUACGACAUCAAUGGCAAGAAGAUUAUGCGCCCCGCCAAGGGCGAGGCUCUGGAUGCAUUGCUGGAUAGUAUUGAGAUCCCCAAGGGCUGGACCGGUCUUACGGAUCCCUCUACAGGAAAGCCCUUGGAGCUCAGCCAGGAGGAGUUGGAGCUGUUGAAGAAGGUGCAGAUGAACGAGACCACCGUUGAUGGCUACGAUCCGUAUGAGCCCACCGUGGAAUGGUUCACCAGCCAGCAGGAGAUCAUGCCCCUCAGCGCUGCUCCUGAGCCUAAGCGUCGUUUCGUGCCGUCCAAGCACGAGCAAAAGCGGGUGAUGAAGCUCGUCAAGGCUAUCCGCGACGGCCGUAUCCAGCCUUACCGGCCGCCGGAGGAGCGGGAGGAGAAGGAAGAUGAUCUUGUCAACUACGACCUGUGGGCCGACGAGGUUGAGCGACCUGAUCACAUCAUGCAUAUCCCCGCGCCUAAGCUUCCGCCUCCCGGUUAUGAGGAGAGUUACCACCCUCCUCCGGAGUAUCUGCCUAGUAACAAGGAGCGCAAGGAUUGGGAGGCAAUGGAUCCCGAGGACCGCGAGCAGGACUACCUGCCCAACGACUUCGGCUCCCUCCGCAGAGUUCCUGGAUACGACAACUUCGUCCAGGAGAAGUUCGAGCGUUGUCUGGAUCUCUACCUUGCUCCCCGUGUGCGGAGAAGCAAGCUGAACAUCGACCCUGAGAGCCUUCUGCCCAAGCUUCCCAGCCCCGAGGAAUUGAAGCCGUUCCCGACUACUUGCGCAACCGUGUUCCGCGGACACAAGGGCCGUGUUCGCUCCCUCAACGUUGACCCCACUGGAAUCUGGCUUGCGACAGGUGGUGACGAUGGUACUAUCCGUGUUUGGGAAAUCCUCACCGGCCGUCAGCUGUGGAGUGCGAAGCUUAGCGACGAAGACGCAGUCAAUGUGGUCCGCUGGCGACCAGGCAAGGAUGCCAUUAUCCUUGCCGCCGCCGCGGGUGACGACGUCUUCCUCGCCGUGCCUCCGAUUGCCGACCCCGAAAUUGAAAAGGCCAGUCUGGAUAUCAUCGACGCUGGCUGGGGAUACGCUGCCUCGCAACCCCCUCCCAGCGCCGCCGAGGCCAACAAGAAGAGCACACCUCCCAAAUGGAUCCGACCCUCGUCCGAACUGGCCGACGCCGGUGUGUGCGUGGUUAUCCCUCUCCGGUACAUCGCCAAGUCGAUCUCCUGGCACCGCCGUGGCGAUUACUUCGUUACCGUCUGUUCCGGCGCCUCAACGCCCGCCUCUGUUGCGAUCGCCAUCCACACUGUCUCCAAGCACCUCACCCAAUUCCCCUUCCGACGCCGUCUUAAGGGUGGUGGCCCACCGCAGACAGCCCACUUCCACCCCUCGAAACCGAUUCUGUUCGUUGCCAACCAGCGCUCGAUCCGCGGAUACGAUCUCUCCCGCCAGCUGCUGGUCAAGAUCCUGCAACCCGGCGCACGCUGGAUCUCCUCGUUCGACAUCCACCCCACCUCGUCGAGCGCCUCAGGAGGUGACAACAUCAUCGUGGGUUCGUACGAUCGCCGCCUGCUCUGGCACGAUCUGGACCUGUCGGCUCGCCCCUACAAGACCCUCCGUUACCACCGCAAGGCUAUCCGCGCCGUCAAGUUCCACCCGGGUGGCCGGUACCCGCUGUUCGCGGACGCCAGUGACGACGGAUCGCUGCAGAUCUUCCAUGGCAGCGUUACAGGCGACAUGCUGAGCAAUGCUAGCAUCGUUCCUCUCAAGGUUCUCAAGGGCCACAAGGUUACAGCCGAGCUUGGUGUCUUGGAUAUCGACUGGCAUCCGCGCGAAGCAUGGUGUGUCAGUGCCGGUGCGGAUGGAACGUGCCGGUUGUGGAUGUAA
This is a messenger RNA of Penicillium cinerascens, 2334 nucleotides long. RefSeq names its product ribosome biogenesis protein ERB1 (gene erb1). Bases 1 to 2334 code for a protein of 777 amino acids. Gene Ontology annotation, molecular function: ribonucleoprotein complex binding; protein binding. The record is from RefSeq and is a predicted model, not a curated record. Lineage: Eukaryota; Fungi; Ascomycota; Eurotiomycetes; Eurotiales; Aspergillaceae. Gene Ontology annotation, biological process: maturation of LSU-rRNA from tricistronic rRNA transcript (SSU-rRNA, 5.8S rRNA, LSU-rRNA); ribosome biogenesis. Gene Ontology annotation, cellular component: preribosome, large subunit precursor; PeBoW complex. The transcript has a single exon.